GUGUGUGUGUGUGUGUGUGUCUUUAUAUACAAAGUUCUCUUCUUCUUCUUCAUUGAGCAUCGAAACUCACCUACCAGUACACAAAGCUUGAUUCAAUGGAGGCCACCGAGCAUGCCCACCAAGUGCGCAAUCCCUUGCUGGAUGCGCCGCCACGCACAGCAGAGACUUACCGGCGGCGAUGGCGGGGCGUCAUGGUGGCGGUCUUGUGCUCGUUCGUUGUGCUGGCAUCGGUGGUUGCAUUGGUGAGAAACAAUAGGGAGCAGAGAGAAGAAACUACGUCGUCUGGAGAGAGGUGGCGGAUUCCGAGAGGGGUGGAGGAAGGAGCAUCAGCCAAGUCCAGUCCGGCACUGAUGGGUUCGGAUAAGCUUUUUUAUAAUUGGACCAAUGCUAUGUUCUCUUGGCAACGAACUGCUUAUCAUUUUCAACCCCAAAAGAAUUGGAUGAACGAUCCUGACGGUCCAUUGUAUCACAUGGGGUGGUACCACCUAUUCUAUCAGUACAACCCUGAUUCGGCAGUUUGGGGCAACAUCACAUGGGGUCAUACUGUAUCAAGGGACCUGAUUCAUUGGCUCUACCUUCCCAUUGCCAUGGUUCCCGAUAGGCCAUUUGAUAUCAAUGGUGUAUGGACUGGAUCAGCCACAUUGUUGCCAGAUGGCAAAAUCAUAAUCCUCUACACCGGUGACAACGCUGAAAAGGUACAGGUACAAAAUCUCGCUUACCCUGCCAACCUAUCCGAUCCCCUUCUCCUCCAUUGGGUCAAAUAUGCCCAUAACCCAGUUUUGGUGCCUCCAACCAACAUCGGCCCGAGAAAUUUUCGUGACCCAUCCACCGCAUGGAUCGGGCCAGAUGGGCAAUGGCGAGUAACCAUCGGGUCAAAAUUAAAAGAGACAGGCUUUUCAUUUGUUUAUAGGACAAGAGAUUUCAUCCACUUCAAGAAAAAUGUUCACCACUUGCAUUCGGUUCCUGGUACGGGUAUGUGGGAGUGCGUGGACUUCUACCCGGUUUCACUAAAUGGGUCUAAAGGCUUGACCACGUCAGCAUAUGGCCCAGGAAUUAAGCAUGUGUUAAAGGCUAGCAUUGAUCAUGCUAAAGUGGAUCAUUAUGCACUUGGGACUUACUUCAUUGAGAAUGAUACAUGGAUACCCGAUAACCCGAAAGAGGAUGUGGGCAUUGGGUUAAGAGUGGACUAUGGAAGAUACUAUGCAUCAAAGUCAUUUUAUGACCCGGUCAAGGAGAGACGUUUGCUUUGGGGUUGGAUUAAUGAAACAGAUACCAAAAAUGAUGACUUGAAAAAGGGAUGGGCAUCUGUUCAGACUAUUCCUAGAUCAGUUACAUUUGACAAGAAAACUGGAACUAAUAUUCUUCAGUGGCCAGUAGAGGAGAUAGAGAGUUUAAGGCUAAGAAGGUUUGAAUUUGAAGGCAUCGUCCUCAAGCCUGGCUCAGUUUUGCCCUUGAACAUAGACUCCGCAACACAGCUGGACAUAUUUGUUGAAUUUGAGAUUGAACCGUCGGGUUCCCAAGAGAUUGAUGAAGACAUUGAGGGCUGUGGUGGUGGAGCUACUGAUAGAAGUGCUUUGGGACCAUUUGGCCUCUUGACUAUAGCUGAUGAUACACUUUCUGAGUUGACACCCAUUUAUUUCCGUCUCUCUAAUACAAGCCAUCAAAAUUCAACUACUUUUUUUUGUGCUGAUGAAACUAGGUCAUCUAAAGCUCCUGAUGUCACAAAGACGGUUUAUGGAACUGAAGUUCCAGUGCUCAAUGAUGAGAUGUCGAUGAGGGUAUUGGUUGACCAUUCAAUCAUUGAGAGCUUUGCUCAAGGGGGGAGAAGAGUGAUCACAUCUAGGGUUUAUCCAACAGAAGCAAUAUAUGGAGCAGCAAGGUUGUUUCUAUUCAACAAUGCAACAGCCAUUAACAUGAAGGCCACCCUCAAGAUUUGGGAAUUGAACUCUGCUUUCAUACGCCCUUUUCCUUUUGAUCAGAGUCAAUGAAAGGCUCUAGUACUAAUAUUAUGUGCAUCUUAUUAUGGUAAUAUUUAUUAUUUCCAUGGGAAAUAUAAAAUAAAUGGUCAUAAUCUUGUGGUGGAAAGCUAAAUCUUUAGUACAAUAAAUUAAUUUUAACUAAUUAAUCCCUUU
This is a messenger RNA of Neltuma alba, 2132 nucleotides long. Its product is annotated as beta-fructofuranosidase, soluble isoenzyme I-like. Lineage: Eukaryota; Viridiplantae; Streptophyta; Magnoliopsida; Fabales; Fabaceae. The record is from RefSeq and is a predicted model, not a curated record. Gene Ontology annotation, biological process: carbohydrate metabolic process. Gene Ontology annotation, molecular function: beta-fructofuranosidase activity.